GCUCAUCUAAACAAAUCCGACUGAUAUUUUCAGUUCAGAUUCUUAUAGCGAAAAGAAAUGAUGCUUUUAUAAAGUGUCCAACUUUUAAUAUAAAAGUAAAUGAUGGUGAAUUCUGCCAGCAGUUUAAUUCUGAACUAGAAGCGCUUGUUUCAAGGUUGGAAAACGUUGCAACAAAAUUGGAAAACAUUUGCUUACCAUUUCAAAAAUAUACGAGAGAAAAUUCUAGUCAAGUUUCCCAACCUAUAACUUCCAGUGAAAUAACAAUUUCUGGUACAGUUAUACAGGACAGUGAGAGCAUUACAAUGAGUGUGCAAGGAUUUCAGAACAUCAUUCAAGGACCUCUGGCUCAUUACUUAAACAUUUCCCUACAAAUAGGUGGAGAUGUUGCUGAACAAAGCAAAUAUGUGAAGAAUGCCUUUGAUGCCCAGUUUCAAUACCUUGUCUUUGCUAGUCAAAAUAGGCAACCAGCUCAAGCUGACCAGAUUGCCUUUCUUCAGCCAACAAGUCAACAAAUUUCUAAUAUCCAGGAUUAUCGUGAAAAGCAUCGUACUUCACCAUUUUUCAAUCAUCUGUCUGCUAUAAGUGAAAGUAUUCCUGCCUUAGGAUGGGUCACUAUUAGUCCAGCUCCAGCCCCAUACAUUAAGGAAAUGAAUGAUGCUGGCCAAUUCUAUACCAACAGAGUUCUGAAGGAUUGGAAAGAGAAAGAUAAGAGGCAUGUCGAUUGGGUUAAAGCUUGGAUUGAAACUCUCACUGAAUUACAAAGCUUUGUGAAGCAGUAUCAUACUACAGGUUUAGUUUGGUCUGGUAAAGGUUCUGCUCCCACAAGUGGUGGUUCUAUUCCACCUCCACCUCCACCUGGAUGCCCACCACCACCAAGCUUUGAAAACUUUCACAUAUCUGACGAUCCUGGAGUUGAUCGUUCUGCUCUCUUUGCAGAAAUUAAUCAGGGUGAAAAUAUCACCAGAGGUUUGAAGAAGGUGACAUCUGAAAUGCAGACUCAUAAGAACCCAACUCUUCGUCAAGGUCCUGUUCCUUUCAAGCCACCAACGAAUGUGUCCCCUGUUGGUUCUAAGCCUGCUGCAACAGUUAAUAAGUCUCCAGUAUUUGCUAGAGAUGGCAAAAAGUGGCUAAUUGAGUACCAGAAGAAUAAUCAUGGUUUAGUAGUUGAUAAUGUUGAAAUGAACAAUGUUGUGUAUUUGUUCAAAUGCGAGAACUCAACUGUAACCGUCAAAGGCAAACUUAAUUCAAUUACAUUGGACUCUUGCAAGAAAACGUCUAUUGUUUUUGACACACUUGUCUCUUCUUUGGAGUUCAUUAAUUGUCAAUCUGUGCAAAUGCAGGUAUUUGGUAAAGUUGCGACAAUUUCUAUUGAUAAAACUGAUGGCUGCCAAAUGUACUUAAGCAACAGUUCUUUAGAUGUCGAAAUAAUAAGUUCCAAGUCUUCGGAAAUGAAUGUUUUAGUUCCUAAGGGUAACGGUGAUUAUUCGGAAUAUCCCAUCCCUGAGCAAUACAAGACUACCAUAGUACCAGGCAAGGGAUUAAGCACCAUCAUAAUUGAAAGCAAGGGCUAAUUAAAUUGAUUUGAACGUUUUUUUUUCUUCAUCUAAUAAUUUAAGUGUUUCCUUAAUUUAAAAGUUUUUGUACGAAUAUUAACGUGUAUUUAUGACUGUUUCACUUUAAAUAAACUUAUUUUAAAAUCCACAA
Molecule: messenger RNA, 1704 nt
Organism: Agrilus planipennis (emerald ash borer)
Lineage: Eukaryota; Metazoa; Arthropoda; Insecta; Coleoptera; Buprestidae
Gene: capt
Product: adenylyl cyclase-associated protein 1
Exons: 9
Coding region: 303-1571 (422 amino acids)
Biological process (GO): cell morphogenesis; cytoskeleton organization; regulation of adenylate cyclase activity
Cellular component (GO): cytoplasm
Molecular function (GO): actin binding; adenylate cyclase binding
Source: RefSeq, a predicted model, not a curated record